CCUCCGCUGGACUCUCUCUAAUUUGUCCACAUCCUUUCUGUAGUGGGGAGCCCAAAACUGGACGCAAUACUCCAGAUGUGGCCUCACCAGGUAAGGCCCUGCAUCUAUCCAUCCAUCUGUAAUACACUCUCUAUUUGGCUAUAGCUCUGUGCCCUUCUCCCUGUAAUUCGCUCACUCUCUCUCCAUCCCUCACAUGCUGUUUUCCUUCUGCACUCCUGUCACCUCCAGCUCUACCCGAGCACCGAUCUCUGCCCUGACAAUGGAAACCCCUUGAUGGUUCUGCCUCUCAGACCUAGCUCCCAGCUGCCCCUGGGACCGCUGAUCUCCACUGAUCUCCUCCUCUGGGAUCCACUGGGGGAUCAUUUUGGGGCAGUGGGAGGGGGCUGGGACCCACGGAGCGAUAAGGACACCAUCACCAAUGGGGUGCCCCAGCCCUACGGCCAGCGGCUGCAUCAGUGAGGCCGGGGGCCCUGGGGAUGCAGAAAUGAGCCCGUCCUGCUGCUGAACGCAACAGCCCUGGUCAGUUUCGCUUUCACACUCACCUGCCCACAGGCCCAGUGACCUCCUGGCUGCCUGGUAUCUGAGCAGGCGCCUCCCCCUCGCCAGCCACAAGAGUUUCCAUCAAGCGCCCGGGCUGCUCGCUCCGGAGCAGCCGUUACAUGCCGUCCCUGGGUCCCGUCUGCUCAACAGUCCUGGUCUGUGACUCCUGGGGCGACUCCCAGCCCGUGGAGAGCAUGGGGCGGCUGCCAGCCCCUAGCAUCAUCUGCUUUAUCGACUUCAUCAUCCCCUCCAUAGCAGCUGGUCUCGGGGUUCAGCAGCUGCCCCCCACGGCGAGCGUCCCAGCCGGGGGCAGCGUCACCCUGAGCUGCACCUUCCACAGCCGCAACCAGACCGGGACACAAGUCACCUGGGCCAGGGGCUCCCGGGAGGCCGUCGUGCUGGAUCCCGCCCACCCCUUCUACCAGAGGCGGCUGGCCCAGAGCCAGCGGGACCAGCAGGGCCGGGCGGAGGCCACGGUGACCCUGUCGGAGCUGAUGGAGAGGGACUCGGGUCUCUACCACUGCUACAUCACCUACCCGCAGGGCGAGCAGGCGAAGGGCACCGGGACCACCCUGACUGUGAUGGGCAGAGCUGUUGCAGAAAUUCCAGCCGGCUGCAAGAGAGCGCUGGUCCCAAAUCUCGACGCGUCCGGCCAGAAACCGGCUGGUCUGAGAGUUUCUCAGGAGCCCAGGUCCCUCCACGCCACAGCCGGGGAGAACGUGACCCUGAGCUGCACCUUCCAGAACAGAAACGGCAGCAGAGCCAAGAUAAUUUGGCUCAGGGGAUCCGCAGAGGAUCUGGAGCUGGAUUCUAACCACCCCUUCUACCGGGGGCGGCUCCGUGUGUCCAGGAUGGACGAGCACAGACAGGGGAAGGCGACGCUGACCCUGGCUGAGCUGCAGGAGCGGGACUCUGGCCUCUAUCAGUGCUGCAUCGAACUCGACCGUGGGGAGACAGGGAUGGGAGGAGGCACCGAGCUGAGAGUGAUGGGGAGACACCAGAGUGCGACUGGGGCUCCAGGGGGACGUGAGCUCUGUCGGGACUCGGGGACCCUCUUUUACCGAGCCGUCAUCUCCCUGUCGCUCGUCGUUCUCUUCUCCCUGGGAAUCAUCCUCAGCCUGUGGCCUUGGAACGGUACCGGCUCCACACGGGUUCUGCCUUCACUUCCUGUCCCAAAUGGUUACAUGGCAUCAUUACGUGUGCUGGUAACCAGCCCCUGCCCCACCCCAGAGCCAGCUGCUUCUCAGCACUAUGCGAGUGAUCCCCAUGUAACCAGCCCCUACCCCACCCCAGAGCCAGCUGCUUCUCAGCACUAUGCGAGUGAUGCCCAUGUAACCAGCCCCUGCCCCACCCCAGGGCCAGCUGCUUCUCAGCACCGGGCAAGGGGUCCCUGCGUCUCAGUGGAUCCCGCGGUGGGUGCUGGCUCCAAGCCGCGCCCGGCACCGGGGCAGGUGUCUCUGAUUUAG
Messenger RNA from Mauremys mutica (yellowpond turtle), 2006 nucleotides. RefSeq lists its product as uncharacterized. The transcript has 6 exons. Gene Ontology annotation, biological process: immune response-activating cell surface receptor signaling pathway; positive regulation of natural killer cell mediated cytotoxicity. Lineage: Eukaryota; Metazoa; Chordata; Testudines; Geoemydidae. Bases 660 to 2006 code for a protein of 448 amino acids. The record is from RefSeq and is a predicted model, not a curated record.